Molecule: messenger RNA, 2250 nt
Organism: Cladophialophora yegresii CBS 114405
Lineage: Eukaryota; Fungi; Ascomycota; Eurotiomycetes; Chaetothyriales; Herpotrichiellaceae
Exons: 2
Coding region: 1-2250 (749 amino acids)
Biological process (GO): GPI anchor biosynthetic process
Cellular component (GO): membrane; endoplasmic reticulum
Source: RefSeq, a predicted model, not a curated record
AUGGUCGAGAACAGCGAUAGCAUGCUGCGGGUAUUCUGGCCGAACAACCUUACUCGGACAACAUCACCCGGUGUAAUCGUGGGCUGGAGAAACUCCAGCUUUGACCUGUUCGUCAUCACGGUGCUCGAAGAUGUCGAGAGUCGUAGUGUGGAAUCCGCUCUUCGCGUGGGCACUCUGUUUCGCAACAGCCCCUACCCAGUUGCACGAAUCUUCCAGUUGUGUGAUCAGCCAAAUAUGCAUGUCUUGGGUACCCUGAACCAUCCGAGUCCCACAGAGACUUUUGACCCUACGAGGGUGUGCGCGUUCACGCUCUCGGGCUCCAGGAGACCCUUCAUCUACUGUCCGCCGGACGCAGCGCUGGCUGUCCAGAUCGUCCUCUUCGAUCCACCGAACCCGACGCAAAUGCAAUACAUGUCUCUCGAACCAAUCUCACUUGCCCUGGGAAAGGAUUAUUGGCCACCAAGCGAAACCGAUUAUAUGCCAGACGAAGUGGAGGUCCAGGAGGAGAAGGAGCGGCAGCGGACUGCGGAGUUGGUGGCCAAGCUUCGUUUCCACACUGUGGUUAGACAUGCGCCCACAAAGAAAGAGUUGGCACUGCCCGCAAUAGUCCGUCAGAUCAAUUGCGCUCAGGAAGUUGCCGACUUGUUGCAGAAGAAUACACCGCUCGUAGGCCCAAGAAGAAAACGGAGUCUAUCAGUCAGUGAGCGAGUCGUGGAAUCCGCGCAGUCACUUUACGCCUUUGCUGCCUGGUCGCUUUGGACAUUGUUCAUGGCAUAUGCCUUCCCAUUCUUGUUGUACAUUUUCAGGAUCGCGAUUAUCGGACACCGCAUUGUCGCCGAAGGCCUCUUGCAGAUCCUGGAAUGGCCGCUGCCCAUCAAGAAGAUUCGGCUGCCGGAAAGCCGCCGGCCCAUCAGAGGCGCUGUUGCGCUCAAGGACAUUUCCGCCUGCUGCCAACAAGUACAUCUGAGACUGCAGCAGUUCUCCUACUACCCAACACAAUAUUCUCUUCUUCGACGCCGCAAAGCCACUUGGUCGUCGUUCCCCACGACCAACAGCGACUACAUACGAUUUUACAACUCUCUUUGGCUGGUAGCAAACGAUGUCAUUAUCGGGAUCGCCCUCGGUAGCUUCAUCAGUGACAAUUCGCAAGCUACAUCGCAGCUUAUCGGUGGCGUGCUCAAUGAAUACACCAUUGAAGGGCUCAAGCGCAUGAUCAGGUGGCUCAUGUCCUACCCUGGCGGCCUGAAGCUGAACACCGAACUUGCUGCUUUCUUGGGUGACCUCUUUCUGUGGGUCAUCGAGUACUGGUCUUCAACAAUCUUCUUGCUCAUCUUGCCCAGGCUGCCGACCAUCGUCUACGUCAUUGGAUGCUCUUCUUUUGCCGGUGCGAGCAUGCCAAUCGCGAUCUUCUCCGACCUUCUCAGCCUGUUGACGAUCCACAUUUAUUCCUUCUAUGUGGCGAGCGCACGCAUCUUCAAUUGGCAACUGACCAUCAUAGUCAGCCUUUUCCACUUGUUUCGUGGCAAGAAACGGAACGUAUUGCGGAACCGAAUCGAUAAUUGCGACUACGAUCUUGAUCAGCUUCUUCUUGGGACGAUUCUGUUCACCUUGCUAUUCUUCCUUCUGCCUACGGUGGUGGUUUUCUACCUCACCUUCGCCUCGGCUCGGAUGGCCAUCAUUACUCUCAAAGCGACUCUGGAUACAUGUUUAGCGUGCCUGAACCAUUUUCCGUUAUUUGCAUUGAUGCUCAGGAUGAAGGACAGCCAGAGGUUGCCGGGUGGCAUUCAUUUCCAACUGCUGGAUACGGAGCGGUCAAAACUGCCCUUCUCCGAUGAGACAGGGCAUCAAGAAAAUCAGGGUGACACCGCUGAUGACGAUUCCAAUGAUGAAGGUGAACGAGAAAGUUUCGCGACCAGUGUAGCAUACAUCCGCCUUACCUCGACUCCGCUGGCAUUGCGCCAGAUCUUUGAGCAAUAUUUCCAGCUUUGGGCACGCAUCCACCAACACUAUCUGUCGCCCAAGGUUGUCUUCCGGCUUCUCACCGGCCGAUUUGUGCCGCCUCUGGGGCGAAGUGAAAUGUACGGAUUGCAGUAUUCAGUGCUUCCCAGAGAACGUGCGACCGUGUCUGAGGUGUGGAAGAGCUUGAACGAGAUUGAGCCAGUGGCUGCAAGUGAUGGUGUGGCCAAUGCGCGCGGGUCAAAGUCUUACCUGGGAGCACAUGGAAGAGCUAUAGGAAAGCAAUGGAAAUAA